AUGACUAGCUCAUAUUAUCUCGCCAAGCCUAUCUCGACUCUCCGUCAGUCUCCACCUCUCAAAAUGGCCGAAGCAGUGCCUCUCGAGGAGAUUCCAACCCUCUCGCUGCUGUACAAGCUCAAGAAGAUUACACCAGAAGACGACUUGGCACCCUCAUACAAGGUAUCGACAGAGCUCAACGACUGCAUCAGCGUCAUUCGGCAAGAUAUCACAACCCUGGCUGUUGACGCCAUCGUCAACGCCGCGAACAACUGGCUGCUCGGCGGAGGCGGCGUUGAUGGCGCGAUACACCGUGCAGCUGGUCCGGAGCUGCUAGAAGAAUGCGAAACGCUCGAAGGGUGUGAAACAGGUAGCGCCAAGAUCACCAAGGGCUACGAACUCCCUAGCAAGAAAGUCAUCCACGCUGUUGGCCCGAUAUACUGGAAGGAGGGCCCUCGAGCGGCAGAGUUGUUGUCAGGCUGCUAUCGUACAAGUCUACAACUAGCGGUCGAUAAUGGAUGCAGAAGCAUCGCGUUUUCGGCACUAAGCACUGGCGUUUACGGCUACCCGAGCGGCGAAGCGAGUUUAGUUGCGCUGGAGACGGUGCGAAGGUUUCUGGAAGAAAAGGAUAGGGCAGACAAACUAGAUCGCGUCAUCUUCUGCAACUUCCUGCAGAAAGAUGAGGAGGCUUACUUCAAGAACAUCCCCAUUUUCUUUCCACCUACCACUACAGACACCGAAGCUCAAGACAACCCCACAAUUGAGGAGGAGCAGUCGACCGAGCCGAGCGAACUCGCUUCACAGCUUCCAGAUGCGCCAACAACCGACCCUCAAGACGCUGAAGAUGCCCAGCAGCCCUCGUUGAAACGGCAGAAGACUAGCGAGGCCGAUGACGAUUUCGUACUUGUGGAGAGGGAUGACGUGAAAGAAGACAGACCCAAACCUGAAUUGUGA
Molecule: messenger RNA, 933 nt
Organism: Cucurbitaria berberidis CBS 394.84
Lineage: Eukaryota; Fungi; Ascomycota; Dothideomycetes; Pleosporales; Cucurbitariaceae
Product: macro domain-like protein
Exons: 2
Coding region: 1-933 (310 amino acids)
Source: RefSeq, a predicted model, not a curated record